Onthophagus taurus is the source of this 569-nucleotide messenger RNA. RefSeq lists its product as uncharacterized. Gene Ontology annotation, molecular function: odorant binding. NCBI's taxonomy places the organism in Eukaryota, Metazoa, Arthropoda, Insecta, Coleoptera, Scarabaeidae. The record is from RefSeq and is a predicted model, not a curated record.
AUCUUGAAUCUUUCAACAGAAAAGUCAUGUUAAAAAUUAUAAUCUUAUCCCUUAUCCUUUUUAAAAGUGCUCAUUCGAAAUGUGAGAAACCAAAAUAUCUUUUGGAUAACGAACAGGAAUGUUUAGAAAUAACGACGAGCGUCUUUGAAAGAUUUUCAAAUUCCGCCACUGGCGUUUUUAACAUGGCCAAGAAAAAAUUGGGGAUCGAUUACGAAGAAGAACCGUUGAAAUGUAGUUAUUAUUUAUGCGUACUUCACAAUUUAAAAAUGGUGACGGAAUCGGGAAUUUUAAAUGAGGAAUUAAUCAAAGAGUGGAUGGAGGGACACAUUCCUGGGGAUGUCCAAGAAGAAUUUACUAAAUACUCAAUGAAAUGCAAUGAAGAUGCUACGAAACUUGCAGAUGUCUCAAACUGUCAAAAAGCCACAGAAUUUAUUAAAUGUUUAUCUCAAUAUGAAGAAUGUAAAAUAUUUAAAUUUCCUUAAUGCAACGUUCUUAACCACCAUCUAAAAAAGAAAAACUCAACCAGUGUCAACAAUAACAAAAAAGUUAAUAAAUUACUUAAUAACCAA